This is a messenger RNA of Clupea harengus (Atlantic herring), 1860 nucleotides long. RefSeq names its product synaptonemal complex protein 3-like. Gene Ontology annotation, cellular component: synaptonemal complex. Gene Ontology annotation, biological process: meiotic cell cycle; spermatid development. Lineage: Eukaryota; Metazoa; Chordata; Actinopteri; Clupeiformes; Clupeidae. The record is from RefSeq and is a predicted model, not a curated record.
GGCAGUCUGGAUAUAAUCCCUUGCUCUUUCCUUUUAGAGACCUCAUCAGUUAAACACAAGGGAGAUUAUGACCUCGUUUGCAUUAGUAGUGUUUGUCAUGUUGGUUUAAUAGCUUUAGAAAUAAUGUAAACAAAAUGUACAAGACGUGCAUUACAUUUGUGACGUCCACGUCUGUUACUGAGACCGUAACAGAAUGAAAACCCCUGUAUGAAAAGCAAAAGUUACGAAUGAUGACUACGUUUGAAAGAGGAAAGUUGCCUGCUAGAUUGGGCCUGCGUGUUGGUUCCUGAAUGAAGUGUGAGGAGGUUUCUCAAGUUGCCCUCAUGUAGUCUAUCCUAAUAUAAAACUUCCGCUAUCAUAAAAAUAAAUCAUUUAACUGACGGCUAUGACAUAAUUGCUGAAUAUUUACCCAUUUAAGAUUGAACAGUUGCAAUAAUUCAUAUUCAAUAAUGCAUAUACAACAUAAUGAAUAUGACUUGGAAUUUCUGGGUUUUCGGAACAAAAAUAUUUUAAAACAUGUAGAAGUUCCAAAGACAAACCAUAAAAUGGCGAAUUUACAUAAUAUUUUGCUUGCUGAAGAAUGGUGAUUGGUUAGCUAAUGCCAUUGUAGAGCAGACAUCAUGCGCUGUUAGAUUUCUCCUUUCCCAAGAUAAGAACAAAUAAGAGGGUAAAGUCACGUGUUAGUUCAAAAACUAAACAGAAAAGCAGUUUAGAUUCACGAGGCAGAGAUCGUUGGGGUGAAAAUAUUUCACCAACGUUCAGUUCUGUAACAUAAACGGUUUUUCAAUUCUGUCAAAUUAAGUUAACUUUAUUUUCUCGUCAAAUAUAUCUUUCUAUUGUGCCACAAACCUGUGCUAAUUAAUUGAACAAGGACCCUUGAAUAUUUGGUCUACUGACUUGAUCCAAGAAUAAGGUAACACCAAAGUUCUGCCAUGGCUUCGAAGAGAUCUUAUUUGGAUGGAAAUGAUGACACCACAACAGUAAGCAAAAGGAAAACACAUGCAUUGUCAAAUGAAGACGUGCCAGGGGAGAACUUCAGGACAAUGAUCGACCAAUUUGGAGCUAAUGUAAAUAAAACCUUCCUGGCCAAGAAGAAACAGCUUCAGGCAUUCACAAGUUCAUCGAUAAAAACCAGCAACCAGAAGAUGGCGCAGUUGUGGCAGAAUCAGCAGAGAGACAGGAGUCAACUGACCGAAGAUUACACUUCCCAGUUCAAUGCUGUGUUUCAACAGUGGAAGACUGAUGUGCAAAAGUCCAAAGAAGUAGAUGAGAAAUUUACGAACAUGUUCCACCAUCAGCAGAAGAUGUUUCAGCACACGAGAGCAGCGCAGGGGCAGAGACUGAAGACACUAAAAAAGCUUCUGGAACUGUAUAUACAGAGCUUGCAGGAAAUGGAGGAAACGCAGGAUGAGGAACAGGGAACCCUUCUGAAUGAUCUACGCAAGGAGAUGUCCGUCUUCCAGAAAAAUAUGCUCAUGGUCAACCAACACCAGGAGAUGGCAUCUGUACGCAAGUCUUUGCAGUCCAUGCUGAUGUGAUGUCCUUGGGUUGCUAUUCUGCCUUCAUAUUGAACGCUGUGUAUUUUGAGUAUCUUGAUAUUUAUUUCUUUGAGAAAAAUAUUGUCAAGAGCAUUUCAGAAGAUGUCUGCGUAGUUUGUUUUCUCACAACAUUGCUAAAAUCUACUCUGUGAAAACAGAGUGGCCUUUUUUUUUAUCUUCAACAUCAUAUUUAAGUUAAACAAUAUCUAUUGUCUUCGUAUUUAGUGCAUAAGUAACAGACAGAGACAUUUUCCAUUAUAAAAAUACUGCCGGAGUGGUGUGUUUACUGAACAAAUGAAAUUAAACCAUGUGUUAUCAUAAA